Cylicostephanus goldi is the source of this 552-nucleotide messenger RNA. NCBI's taxonomy places the organism in Eukaryota, Metazoa, Nematoda, Chromadorea, Rhabditida, Strongylidae. The record is from the annotation of a GenBank genome assembly.
AUGGCUGCAAUCAGAAAAAAGCUGGUAAUUGUGGGCGAUGGUGCCUGCGGAAAGACUUGCCUGCUGAUCGUCUUCAGUAAGGACCAGUUCCCAGAUGUGUACGUACCUACCGUAUUCGAGAAUUACGUAGCUGACAUAGAAGUUGACGGAAAGCAGGUAGAGCUAGCGUUAUGGGAUACCGCAGGUCAGGAAGACUACGAUCGCCUCCGUCCACUUUCCUAUCCCGAUACGGACGUGAUACUCAUGUGCUUUAGCAUUGACUCACCUGACUCCUUGGAGAAUAUACCUGAAAAGUGGACACCAGAGGUGCGGCAUUUCUGUCCAAACGUACCCAUAAUUCUUGUUGGAAACAAGAAAGAUUUACGAAAUGAUCCUCAAACCGUUCGCGAACUGGCUAAAAUGAAACAGGUAUGUCUUUUACUCUUUUACCUUGUUUAUGUGUACCCGUUGCACAAAAGCGUCUCCAUCCAUGUCUGUGACCCUAUCGGUGCAUGUGCAUUCAUUUAUUUAUUUAUUUACUUAUUCAUACAUGCAUUUACUAUGUUUCCAUAA